This is a messenger RNA of Acomys russatus (golden spiny mouse), 1383 nucleotides long. RefSeq names its product musashi RNA binding protein 1 (gene Msi1). The transcript has 15 exons. Gene Ontology annotation, cellular component: cytoplasm. The coding region runs from base 31 to 1119 and encodes 362 amino acids. Lineage: Eukaryota; Metazoa; Chordata; Mammalia; Rodentia; Muridae. The record is from RefSeq and is a predicted model, not a curated record. Gene Ontology annotation, molecular function: RNA binding.
CUCCGCUGCCCGCGCCGCCCGCGGCUCCCGAUGGAGACUGACGCGCCCCAGCCCGGCCUCGCCUCCCCGGACUCGCCGCACGACCCCUGCAAGAUGUUCAUCGGCGGACUCAGUUGGCAGACCACGCAGGAAGGGCUGCGCGAAUACUUCGGCCAGUUCGGGGAGGUGAAGGAGUGUCUGGUGAUGCGGGACCCCCUGACCAAAAGAUCCAGGGGUUUCGGCUUCGUCACUUUCAUGGACCAGGCGGGGGUGGAUAAGGUGCUGGCGCAAUCGCGGCACGAGCUCGACUCCAAAACAAUUGACCCCAAGGUGGCCUUUCCUCGGAGAGCACAGCCUAAGAUGGUCACUCGAACGAAGAAGAUCUUCGUGGGGGGCCUGUCCGUGAACACCACAGUGGAGGAUGUGAAGCAAUAUUUUGAGCAGUUCGGGAAGGUGGACGACGCCAUGCUCAUGUUUGACAAAACCACCAACAGGCACAGAGGGUUCGGGUUUGUCACAUUCGAGAGUGAGGACAUCGUAGAGAAAGUAUGUGAGAUCCACUUCCAUGAAAUCAACAACAAAAUGGUGGAAUGCAAGAAAGCUCAACCAAAGGAGGUGAUGUCCCCGACGGGCUCCGCCCGCGGCAGGUCUCGAGUCAUGCCCUACGGAAUGGACGCCUUCAUGCUGGGCAUCGGCAUGCUGGGUUACCCAGGUUUCCAAGCCACUACCUAUGCCAGCCGGAGUUACACAGGCCUUGCCCCCGGUUACACCUACCAGUUCCCCGAAUUCCGUGUAGAGAGGACCCCUCUCGCCAGCGCCCCAGUCCUCCCCGAGCUCACAGCUAUUCCACUCACUGCUUAUGGUCCGAUGGCGGCAGCGGCAGCAGCGGCAGCUGUAGUUCGAGGGACAGGCUCUCACCCCUGGACGAUGGCUCCUCCUCCAGGUUCUACUCCUAGCCGCACAGGGGGCUUCCUAGGGACCACGAGCCCCGGCCCCAUGGCUGAGCUCUACGGGGCAGCCAACCAGGACUCGGGGGUCAGCAGUUACAUCAGCGCCGCCAGCCCCGCCCCCAGCACUGGUUUCGGCCACAGUCUUGGGGGUCCCUUGAUUGCCACAGCCUUCACCAAUGGGUACCACUGAAGCCGGGGAGAGGUGGCAGGAGCGCCCCAGCCUGCAGCUGACUGAGGACCAGAGUGAGCCAGCGAGGGGAUGGGGACACCUCAGCCGCAGCAGCCCAGCCCCUCCACUGCAACUCGGACCGCUACUGCCUGCCCCCCAAUCCCUGGGCCCAGCCCCUGCCCUGCUGUCCUCACCUGGCUCCCAUACUAACCUCCCUGUUCCACCCCAGCCCCACCUCUCCCCACCUGCCUCUCUCCCAAUUCUUUUAUUUAUUUUGGAUUAGCC